Molecule: messenger RNA, 2059 nt
Organism: Trichoderma atroviride IMI 206040
Lineage: Eukaryota; Fungi; Ascomycota; Sordariomycetes; Hypocreales; Hypocreaceae
Biological process (GO): mitotic cell cycle
Cellular component (GO): mitotic spindle; DASH complex
Source: RefSeq, a predicted model, not a curated record
CACCUGCUGAAAGCAUCUUGAAGGAAGCAACACUUUAUAUCUGCGAUCUGCGGUGCAAUUCAGACGACAUCUUACAUCCAGUCGAGUGCUAUCUAACCUAUUUGUACUCAGCUCGACCGCACAAAAAAUCAGAUCUUCCAUCAGAAAAGCAAACAUGGCUGGCGAGAUGGAUCUGGAUGAAUCAGAUCUCUGGACGUCGCCAGUCAAAAACGACCCCGAUCAGCCUCGUCCGAAAACACCAAAGACUCCCAGAACCCCACGAACCCCACGAACGCCACCGGGAAACGAUCACCACUCCGAGCCCGUCGACCGAGAUGCAAUGCUAAAGAGGGAGCUGGACGGCGUACGAAAGAUCAAUGAGGUCAUUGAAGGUGUCAUAGGCACCCUGCAGCGGGCCGGCGGGAACAUGGAGUCCGUCUCUAAAACCGUUUCGAAUGCUUCCACGCUUCUCAAUACCUGGACUCGCAUCCUAUCACAGACAGAGCACAACCAGCGCCUCAUCCUCGACCCGAGAUGGAAAGGCGCAACCGAUGACUUGGCGGAAAUUGAAGCAGAAGCGCUGCGGAAACAACAGGCUGAGGCGCGCAAAGCGGCCGAAGAAGAGGAGCGAAAAGAAGAGCUCCGACAACGGCGGGAAGAAGACGAGCAGAGAAGAAAGUUGCCUGCAUCAGCUGCGGCUCGAGGCGCUCGCGGGGCUCCUUCCGGCCGUGGAGCUCGUGGAGCUCGUGGUCGAACAAGGAUAGCUCCAGGGUCAUCAAGGAUCGCCACCCGUUCAAGAUAUUCCUCAAGUAACAACGCUUCAGCUUCGUCAAGUAGUCGUGGUACGUCUGGUAUUGGGAGAGGACUUGGAACGACUAGGAGUCGUUAUGGCAGAGCCAAAUAGUCGUGUGAGCUGGAACCCGGCCUUGGACCUUGAUAACAGGGGGUUCAUUUUUGUUUCAUUAUUCGAUACUCCAUAGAUACCCAGAAAAGUGCAAGCUGUAUGUAAAAUGCUAUUUCUUCUGAAAGAAGUGACUUAGCUUCAUCAUACCGCUCGUAUUGACCUUUUUGAGGUCUCGGACUCCGCGACUUUCGCCCGCCUUCUUCUUCUUUUCCUCUUCCACUUUUCUCUUCUUCUCCAUCCGGGCCUCAUCUUCCAAUUCAUCUUGGUUUCUCUUGCGUCCGUAGUCUUGUGCUCUCACUGCCAUGGUCUCUGACCGAAGCUUCUCAAGACUGGCAAUGUAAUCAUUGAGAAGAGAAAAGUCUUUGAGGCCUCCUGCUCCGGAAAAUGACUUUUGGAGAUUGUCAGCCAAUACGGGGCCCACGUAGCUAGAGCAGAUAAACUCAAACGCUACUUUCAGUCUUUGCUGCUCGACUACUUCUGGUGAAGCUUGUAAAGAACUGGCAAAAUUCUCCUCUGCCGGCUCCUCGGCAACUGAUGUUGCGGCUGUGCUUGCUUGAGAUACCGAUGCAUCGCUAGUCUCCGUGGUUGACGCUGUAGACUGAGAUGUUGCCGACUCUGUCUGUGGAGUAGAGGAUCCCGAAUCGGCGACGUUGUUGCCGCUCAGCUGGCUCUCUCCCGUUCGCACCACUCUGUGCAUCAUCGGCGCCUGAAGAACCUUUUUCACAAACUUGUCUUCCAUGCUCAGUGGCAAGCCACUCUCGCUCAUCCUCUUGGCCUUUUGAAAGAUGACGUCCAAGAGUUUCUUCUCAUUAAGCCGAAACAUGGAUUCAUCACCAGCCUCAACAGUGUCGCAAACUGCACCCAUCCGGCUUUCUAUCAGUCGCCGUGUUGUCUCCCAGCGCAUAAUCUCAGAUAAAUGUGAGUUCUCCUGUGGUAGUUUAUCCAAGUGAUCAUCACUGGAUAGAAACAGCCGCUUUACUUCAUCCGAGCCCUUUGAUGCCUUUGCGUCGGCCAGCGCCGGCAGCACUAAGAAGAGGGGAUCAAUAGCUGUUGCUACAAAGAGCUCCGAUCCCAUGGUCACCUGCGCGCUUGGUCUUGCGCCUUGGCCGCCUGUCCUUGUUCCAUUGGAGUUGGGCGCAGCUUCAAUAAGCCAACUUCGUGGCACUGAUUUCGGCG